Molecule: messenger RNA, 1668 nt
Organism: Vicia villosa (hairy vetch)
Lineage: Eukaryota; Viridiplantae; Streptophyta; Magnoliopsida; Fabales; Fabaceae
Exons: 2
Coding region: 1-1668 (555 amino acids)
Source: RefSeq, a predicted model, not a curated record
AUGGCUAACAACGUGACCGCUACCAGAGAAGCUACAAGGCGUACUCACACUUACAGUUUCCAUCGUGAGGGCAUGAUUCAGUUGGGACAGUUGGGUGGAUUGAUUACUGGUCAUAAUAAAACCGUGUUCAUUGAGAAUUAUGGAAAUAUCUUGACUCUUUUGUACUCACAUGUCGACGAAUGGGCUUUAUCUACUCUUCUCCAGUUCUAUGAUCCCGACUUGCGUUGUUUCACAUUCUCAGGCUAUCAGUUGGCUCCCACUCUCGAGGAGUACUCUCACUUUCUCAAUAUCAAAAUUCAACACAAGGUUCCUUUCGUUUGUGUCCCAGAAGAGCCUGAUUUGGAUUAUAUUGCCAACGCUCUUUAUUUGAGCAUAGGAGAGGUUCAUGGAAAUUGGAAGAAGAAUGGUAACACUCAUGGUUUCUACAUGAGUUUCUUGAUUGAAAAGGCCCAAGAGUCGCCUAACAAAAAGAUGUGGGAAGCCUUUAGCACCCUUCUGGCCGUUCUGAUCUAUGGGAUCGUGAUGUUCCCUAACAUUCACAAGUUCGUUGAUCUGGUCGCUAUAUGUCUUUUCGUGGAUAGGAAUCCGAUCCCUACUUUGCUAGCCGAUACGUACUAUUCCAUUCACUCUCGAUAUGGGAAAGGGAGCGCCAUACGGAAUUGUUUACCGCUGUUAUACACCUGGUUUAAGUCUCACCUACCUGCAAGUGGUCCUUUUGUUACUUCUACUCAGAAAUGGCCUCAAAGGAUCAUGGGGCUUACUGCAAACGACAUUGUCUUCUGUCAUAUCGGAAUGAGCAUAAAGGAAGUUAUGACUAGUUGUGGUACCUUUGACAACGUUCCCCUCAUAGGAACGAAAGGUGUUAUCAACUAUAAUCCUAAGCUAGCGCUACGUCAGUUGGGUUUUGCACUUGAAGACAAGCCUUUGGACAAAGAGAUAUUCGAAUCCGUUUGCUUUGAGAAGGGAACCGAUCCAAAGGGUCUAAAAAAAGUGAGGAAUGCCUGGAAUAGCAUCCAUACAGAUGAUCAAACUUCUCUAGGUGUGAAGAAUGUCGUUGCCAACCAAGCCUAUACAAAUUGGGUCGAAGAAAGAGUUAAAGAUCGCCUGUUGCCUUUCCCGAAGGUUAUCCCAUUGUACGAGCAACCACCUAAGGUUCCAAAUGCCACUAUGCCUGCUAAGAAUUGCAUCCAAGUGAAUAUGGAAAGCACCCAAUUGCACGAAAAGAGGUCAGAUGCGCGACCAAAACAUCAUCUUGUGGACCAAAUAAGGGUUGAGUUGACACAUGAAGCCAAGGUGCUGAAAGAAGGAUCUUUGAGAGUUCAAAAGAGGGCUAGAACGGAAAAAGAUGAAAGAGAUACUACUGUUGUUGUUGAGGAUCACCAGGAGAUCAUGAAAAGGGCCGUAAAAGAUGCAGAAGAGAAACUCAAGCGAGAGUACAGAGAAGACUUGAAGGCUUAUAAACUCAAAAUAGAAAGGGAGGCUAGAGCUGAAGUGAGGAGUCUGAAAAAGAAACUGGAAGAAGAGACCACCCAAAGAAUAGCGGUGGAGACUGAGUUGAAAGGGAGUCACCUCCGUACCGCUCGACUAACAGAAGAGAAUGCUAAGCUCAGAGAUCGAAUGAUGGAGAGAAUGGAGAUUGAAGAUGAUGAAGAUUGGGGAAGAAGAUGA